Guyanagaster necrorhizus is the source of this 863-nucleotide messenger RNA. RefSeq lists its product as uncharacterized. Bases 21 to 803 code for a protein of 260 amino acids. The transcript has 8 exons. Gene Ontology annotation, biological process: translational termination; mitochondrial respiratory chain complex III assembly. Gene Ontology annotation, cellular component: mitochondrion. NCBI's taxonomy places the organism in Eukaryota, Fungi, Basidiomycota, Agaricomycetes, Agaricales, Physalacriaceae. The record is from RefSeq and is a predicted model, not a curated record. Gene Ontology annotation, molecular function: translation release factor activity.
CACAGAUAUCGGUUACAUCCAUGUCCAUCACGCCUGAACUCAGAGCAUUGGCUCGGUCUGCAUACCGUCAGCUAUACCGGGCCUCUACCGUCACUUUCUCUGGUGAUGAACCCGUCCUUAGAGCGUUUCGUUCAAAACUGAGGGAAGAUGCGCUUUCUGGCCAAGCAGAGAAAAAUCCUGUCCAUUAUCAAGAACAGAUUGAUGGUGCACUGAAGAUUGCUGCCUUUCUUCGACAUAACGUCAUUCAAGCUUCUCGGGUUGCGGAUAAAGAAGAUACUUGGAGUUUAAAAAUCACGAAAGAUACGGAACUUGGGUCAAAUGAUUCCAUAAAGAAUCCACCGUCAAUGGAGACUGAUCGUCAGGCUAGAAGGCGAGAGAAACAGCACAAUCUUUCAGAUGCUGCUCGCCUUGACAAUGUUCCUCGUGUACCGCGGAUGAAUUUUUCUGUACUUAAAAAAGCACACAAAAAUCGUAUUAUACCUCAAGUUAGAGAAGAGGACCUUAAAGAAACAUUUGUGAGAGGAAGCGGGCCGGGUGGCCAAUCAAUCAACAAAACCGAAAACAAUGUUCAGUUACUCCAUAUACCGACUAUGAUUCGUGUGUCCUGCCAAUUAACGCGUUCCUUGGAACAAAACAGAAAGAUUGCACGACGCAUUUUGGUUGAAAAGUUGGACAAAAUUGCUAAUCCUGGACUAUCAAAAGACGAGGUGGGCCGAGCGAAGCAGCGUGAACGAGAACGUCAACGCAGAAAGAAAGCCAAGAAAAAAGGCCUCAAAGCUGACACGGGGGAGGCAGAGUCUUGAGAAUAGGUACUGUUGUUAGAUACAAAUUAUUUAAACAUGUACUCAAAAUUGAACAUCGGC